CCUAGGACUCGACAUUGUUACACUGGAUCUGUCCCACCUCAGUACUGUCUGUAAGUAUUUACACUACCUAGGUAGAAUGUGAACAUCUGAUUCCUGUGCAUUGGCGUACCAACCAGUGGGAUUGAUUACAUCCAAUAUGGGAGAUAUGUAUCUGAUAUUUGUAUCUGAUAUUUCCCCAGUGCAAACUGAGAGCUCAACUCAUUCAACAUGAGUUGUUUGGUGCUUCGUACUUUGCUCAGGAAUCAAUGUUCACUUUCAUCUAUAGCUAGCUACCAGAGAACCCAAAGUGAAGCUCUCCGUUUUAGCCUAGUUUCCUCACCUCUGGUCUUCCUUGUCCCCAUUUGGUAGAGAGCAAACCCACGGUGGAAAUAGCAACCAUGAACACUCAGCAGAUGGAACAGAUGGGCCAGUUCAAGAUCACUGUCUGGGAGGAGGAGAACUUCCAGGGCAAGCGCUGUGAGUUCAUGCUGGAGUGUCAGAACAUCAUGGAGAGGGGAUUCCAAAAGAUCCGCUCCAUCAAGGUCGAGAACGGACCGUAAGUCUUUCUUUGGAUGUCUACACCAGCCUAAAACAAUGGAGCUGUACUACAUUAUUGGUAGAGUAGUAAUGUAGUUUUACUAUAUUAGAUCCAUGGAUGUUGUUUGGUCAACCAAUGGUUUUGAGGAUUUUCAGGUCAUAGAUUCUAGUUGUGUUUGAGUAAAAGGUGAGAAAUGUAUUCAAUAUAACAUUCAUUUCUAGCCUUAGUUCCUCUCAGAAGCUAAUGUAUACUUGAAUAUUAUAUUCUACAUUGCAGUUGUACUGUACUGUUGUGAACCUGCCCUCAGUUGAUAAGCAAAGCUUGGUAUGACAAUGCUACAUUUCGUUAUCAUUAUCAUGUCCACUGUGUUUCCCUCAACACUUGAUAGUCUGAUUUGGGCAAUCUGUGUGCAAUAUAGUUUAUGUAUCAUUUUUACAUUGUUAUGGACCAAAUGUUAUAGCUGAAUGCAAUACAAGAGAUCAUCGAUUUGUGUGAGUUAUUAGCCCGAAAUGUAGCUCGUUGUUUUGUUUCUGACAGUCAGUCAAAGUAGGCUACUGUUGUAAUCUCCAUUUAGUCCCAGCUGCCUGCCUUGUGUUCUGUUCAAGCGGCUGACUGGCGAUCUGAUAAUGGUCCAAAGGCGCAGCAUGUGGUGUUUGCUUUGGCCCUUUGUCCUGUAAUCAACAAAGCACUCUGUGCCAUGGGGCGUUGCGCUUUUGUUAACUAACCUGACACUCUAUUUUCUCUCUUUCUCUCUUUCUUUCUCAUUCCCUCUCUCUCUCUCCCUGCCUGUCGUUUAGCUGGGUGGGUUUUGAGUACCCUGAGUUCCAGGGCCAGCAAUUCAUCCUUGAGAAGGGAGACUACCCCCGUUACGAGGCUUGGAGCGGAAACAGCAGUUACAGAACCGAGCAUAUGCUUUCCUUCAGACCUAUUAAGUGUGCUGUAAGUUCCUCCCACACAAAUAUGUAAUUUCAAGGAUAAAGAAAAGCACUCAUCUGAAGCAUAUUUAGGAAUGAAGCACAGGAAUAAUAAUAAUGUUUUAUUAAAGGUUAAUAUAUUCACAUAUGAUGCUUGUGUUUAUAUUGUGUCAUCAUACCAUCACACCACAAUUCUCAAAUCCAUCUGUUUUGGAUUUUUCCCAAAUCUCUAAAAUAUGAUGAAGCCAUAAACUAAUUAAGGCUCAUGCACCUCUAUCAACAGAACCACAGUGACAGCAAGGUGACUCUGUAUGAGUGUGAAGACUUCCAGGGACGCAAGUUCGAGAUGUGCGAUGACUACCCAUCUCUACAGGCUAUGGGCUGGUGCAGCAAGGAGGUUCCCUCAAUUAAAGUCAACUCCGGAGCGUAAGUAUUUUCUUAUUUCUGUAACCUAUAUAUGCCUUCGUUAUAAACACUCUCUGAUACGUAAACUAUAUUGACAAAGACAUAAUCACCCAUUACUUUCCAAGACGAUUGGUUUUGUACAUUUCAUAACAGCUUAGGACUGCAUCCGGUCACAUAUUACAUACAUAGCAGCCUCAUAUCUGUUGUGUGAUAGAGUGCCAUUAGAAAAAUUAUCAACUGAAUAACAUGUGCCCUUCUCUUCACAGCUGGGUGGCCUAUCAGUUCCCCGGUUACCGUGGCUACCAGUACAUCCUGGAGAGAGACAGACACCAGGGAGAGUACAGACACUACAAUGAGUACAGCACCCAGGCUCACACCAACCAGGUCCAGUCUAUCCGCAGAAUCCAGCACUAAGUCCACCUGACACUAUCCUCCAGCGGCUACCAUGUACUGACCAUGCCAUGACAUGUAUUAAACUAGGCAAUAAAGGCUUUAUUCAAACUACAGAAAACAGAGUGCUUGUGGCAAUUCCUUGCUUUAAAUAAAAAAACGUACUCUUGAUCAGGACAUAUAGCUAGCUAUUAUCUGUUCAAUAGCCUGUGGUAGAGUCUUAACAACCCAUUGCCACAGCAGCUAGCUGUAUACUCCAACACAAGUGAAUCACAAAGGCAUUUCAUGAUAUGACAAAUACAUCAAUACAUAACCCAGGGUAAAUACCACCUUUCUGUUAGGAUAGGAUGUAUAUUGUUCUUGUCAGAUUGUAUCUUAUUUCCAAUAAACAAAAGCAAGAGAUCA
Messenger RNA from Coregonus sp. 'balchen', 2631 nucleotides. The record is from the annotation of a GenBank genome assembly. NCBI's taxonomy places the organism in Eukaryota, Metazoa, Chordata, Actinopteri, Salmoniformes, Salmonidae.